AUGGGUGAAAAGAGAGCUAUUACCCCCGAGGCCAGCUCGUCUUCGGACGAGAAGGCCGUCGCCCACCACGCCGAGGGUCACGGAAAGAACCACGCCGCUGCCACAGACGAGUAUGUUUUUUCCACAUUGCAUUGCACCAUGGAUAGAGCCAGCACCGUGCUAACCCAGCGUGACAGAUAUGGCAACGCCCUCAUCCACAUCGAUCCUGAGGCUGAGCGCAGGCUUCGGUGGAAGUUGGAUCUCAUGAUCGUUCCCACUGUUGCUUUGCUCUACCUUUUCUGCUUCAUUGACAGAGCAAACAUCGGCAACGCCAGGAUUGCUGGUCUCGAGAAGGAUCUCAACCUUACCGGCUACGACUACAACGGUCUCCUCUCCGUCUUCUACAUCUCCUACAUUGUUUUCGAGAUCCCAUCCAACAUCGGCUGCAAGUACUUUGGCCCCGGCUGGUUCAUCCCCACCAUCUCCCUCGGCUUCGGUGGUCUUUCCAUCGCCAUGGCUUUCGUCAACAACUUCGCCCAGGCCGCCGGUGUUCGCUUCCUUCUCGGUGCUUUCGAGGCUGGUAUGCUUCCCGGCAUCGCCUACUAUCUCUCGAGAUGGUACCGCCGUUCCGAGCUCACCUUCCGUCUCGGUCUCUACAUCGUCAUGGCUCCCAUGGCCGGUGCCUUCGGUGGUCUCCUCGCCUCCGGCAUCCUCCAGCUCGAGAGCUUUGGCAGCCUGACCUCUUGGCGCAUGAUUUUCGCCAUUGAGGGCGUCAUCACCUGCGUUCUUGCUGUCAUUUCCUACAUCACCCUCACUGACCGUCCCGAGACGGCUCGCUGGCUCACCCAGGCGGAGAAGGAUCUUGCCAUUCUCCGCAUCAAGUCUGAGCGCGUCGGCACCACCGAGGUCCUCGACAAGAUGGACGUCAAGAAGCUCAUGCGCGGCAUCCUCAACCCUGUGACGCUCAGCACCUCGUUCAUUUUCCUGCUCAACAACAUCACCGUCCAGGGCGUCAGCUUCUUCGCCCCCACCAUCGUCCGCUCCAUCUACCCCGGCAAGUCCACCGUCAUGACCCAGCUCCUGACUGUGCCCCCGUAUGUCGUCGGUGGAUUCUUCACUCUCCUUCUGCCCGCCAUCAGCUGGAAGAUGGACCGUCGCCAGAUCAUCAUCAUGUCUUGCACACCCCUCGUCAUUGUCGGCUUCAUCAUCUUCCUUGCCACCACCAACACCGAGGCCCGCUAUGCCGCCAUCUUCUUGCUCUCGUCGUCCAUCUUUGCGCUUGGCCCCAUGACCAACUCGCAGGUCAGCGCCAACGUUGUUUCGGACACGGCUCGCAGCAGCGCCAUCGGCAUGAACGUCAUGUGCGGAAACAUUGGUGGGUUGGUGAGCACUUGGUCUUUUCUGCCUACUGAUGGGCCGAACUAUCCUAUCGGUAACGGCCUGAACCUGGCGGCCAUUUCGACCAUCUUGAUUGUUGCUACUGCGGUGCUGUUCUGGAUGAAGAAGGAUAAUAAGAGGAGGGAGGCGUUGAGCGUGGAGGAGGAGCUGGCGGGGAUGAGCAGGGAGGAGGUGCAGGAUUUGGAUUGGAAGCACCCUGCUUUCCGGUGGAAGCCUUAG
This is a messenger RNA of Podospora anserina S mat+, 1596 nucleotides long. RefSeq lists its product as uncharacterized. Gene Ontology annotation, biological process: transmembrane transport. Gene Ontology annotation, cellular component: membrane. The record is from RefSeq and is a predicted model, not a curated record. The coding region runs from base 1 to 1596 and encodes 531 amino acids. The transcript has a single exon. NCBI's taxonomy places the organism in Eukaryota, Fungi, Ascomycota, Sordariomycetes, Sordariales, Podosporaceae. Gene Ontology annotation, molecular function: transmembrane transporter activity.